AUGAUUCAAACCUUGGAAGAUGUGCUAAGAGCCUGUGCGCUACAGUUUCGGGGAGAUUGGGAUGAUAAACUACCUGUCAUGGAGUGUGCAUAUAAUAAUAGUUAUCAAUCAAGCAUCGGAAUGUCACCCUAUGAUGCCUUGUAUGGAAGGCAACGUAGAACUCCAAUUUAUUGGGAUGAAGUGGGUGAGAAGAGAUUGGAAGUAUCUGAAGAUGUUGAAGCAACAAUGGAGAUGGGGAAGUAUAGCCCUCGUUAUAUUGGGCCAUAUGAGAUUUUGGAGCGUGUGGGCCCAGUGGCUUAUAGACUUGCUUUGCCUUCAGAACUUUCUCAGUUACACGACGUAUUCCACGUCUCCAUGCUCCGAAAGUAUAUUUCAGAUCCUUCUCAUAUUCUGAAGUCGCAACCAAUAGAAUUGAAGGAUGAUUUGAAUUUUGUGGAGCAACCUGUUCAGAUUUUGGACUGGAAAAUACAAGUAUUACGUUCUAGAGAGAUUCCACUUGUGAAAAUCCUAUGGAAGAGUCAUGCGGUAGAAGAGGCCACAUUGGAACCCGAGGAGCAGAUGUAG
Prunus mume (Japanese apricot) is the source of this 564-nucleotide messenger RNA. The record is from RefSeq and is a predicted model, not a curated record. NCBI's taxonomy places the organism in Eukaryota, Viridiplantae, Streptophyta, Magnoliopsida, Rosales, Rosaceae.